AUGCCCGGCAAAAGAGAGGUAUUGACGUUGUACAGAGAUCUUCUCCACCACGCCUACAAGUUUGACAACUACAAUUUCCGCUCGUACGCGGUGCGCCGUGUCAACGACGCCUUCCGCGCCAACAAGGCCCUCAACGGCGAAGCGGUGGUCGCCGCCUACAACGACGGCAUCGACAACUUGGCGAUGUUGAAGCGCCAGGCGGCGGUGUCGCAGAUGUACACCUUCGACCAGUUGGUCGUGGAACCCCGCAAGCACCACGCCUAG
Messenger RNA from Diutina rugosa, 264 nucleotides. RefSeq lists its product as uncharacterized. Gene Ontology annotation, biological process: iron-sulfur cluster assembly. Gene Ontology annotation, cellular component: L-cysteine desulfurase complex; mitochondrion. The transcript has a single exon. The record is from RefSeq and is a predicted model, not a curated record. Lineage: Eukaryota; Fungi; Ascomycota; Pichiomycetes; Serinales; Debaryomycetaceae. Bases 1 to 264 code for a protein of 87 amino acids.